Messenger RNA from Exophiala oligosperma, 1703 nucleotides. Its product is annotated as phosphomevalonate kinase. Gene Ontology annotation, molecular function: phosphomevalonate kinase activity; ATP binding. The transcript has a single exon. The record is from RefSeq and is a predicted model, not a curated record. Lineage: Eukaryota; Fungi; Ascomycota; Eurotiomycetes; Chaetothyriales; Herpotrichiellaceae. Bases 70 to 1530 code for a protein of 486 amino acids. Gene Ontology annotation, biological process: ergosterol biosynthetic process; isopentenyl diphosphate biosynthetic process, mevalonate pathway. Gene Ontology annotation, cellular component: peroxisome.
GUUGGUUUUUGCGUUUUCGCAUUUUCGCAUUUUGCUUCUGCUUUUUGCUUUUCGCCGUUUCGGUCCUCAAUGUCACCGUCGUCGGUGGCCGUUUCGGCACCGGGAAAAGUAUUGUUCGCGGGAGGGUUCUUGGUCCUUGACAGAAAACAUACCGGAGUCGUUUUCGGGCUCAACGCUCGGAUCCACGCCCGAGUCGAGCCUUGGAACGACAAACCACGUUCGUUGAAGGGGGAGGGGGAAAGGCACAUUCUCGUACAGUCGCCUCAGUUUCUCGAGGCGAAAUGGUUGUAUAGGGUCGGUUCAUCAAACACUCCUGAUUCAUCAUCAGAAGAAGAAGACGUCGCCGUCAAUGUCGAACAAGUACCGAUGACCACCCAGGACGACGAUGAAGGAGGGACGGCGAGCAGCACAACCACAAAUAAAUUUGUCGAGACGACUCUACGAUACGUCUUGACCUAUGUUUCAAGUCGAGGCCGCCAGCACGUCACGACGAACGACAUCAAAAUCACCGUUCUCGCUGACGACGACUAUUAUUCUCAAUCCUCAGCCGCCUCCAAGUCUUCAACAACUACACCUUUUACGAGCUUCGGGGUCAAGUUACGUAACGCACACAAGACAGGGUUGGGUUCGUCCGCUGCCCUGGUCACGUCCUUGGUGGCUGCCCUGUUGGCGUUUUACCUCGAAGAGAACGGCGGCGACGAUGCCGCGUCAUUGCCGCCGCAAAAGGUCAUUCACAAUCUAGCUCAGGCGGCGCAUUGUGCAGCCCAGGGGAAAGUCGGGUCGGGGUUUGACGUUGCGGCGGCGGUGUACGGGUCGUGUCUUUAUCGAAGGUUCACACCUGCAAUUUUGGAAGCUGUCGGGGAGCCAUCCAGCCCCGGAUUCAGGGAUCGACUUCGCCUGUGCGUGGAUGACCUUGAGCUGAACCACAAAUGGGACGUCGAGGUGGCCGGCCACGCCAUCAAGAUCCCGGACGGUCUGAUCUUGGUCAUGUGCGACGUCGACUGUGGUUCUGAGACGCCCGGGAUGGUGCGAAAGGUUCUGCAAUGGCGGAAAGAAAAGGCAGAGGAGGCGGGCUUGUUGUGGAAUGCCAUACAACAGGGCAGUGACGAUCUCUGUCAGGAACUACGACGGCUUUCGGAAGUUGAUGGAGUUGUUGCUCAGGCGGAAGAGGAUGGCCCCUUCAAGGGUCUAGGUGAUAUCCUCUUGACGGUUCGAAGCCUCGUCCGAGAAAUGUCGGCAAAAUCAGAGGUGCCUGUUGAGCCUCCGGUCAUUACGGAACUGUUGGACUACUGCACGUCGUUGCCGGGCGUGGUUGGGGGCGUGGCCCCUGGAGCCGGUGGUUAUGAUGCCGUUGCUCUCCUGAUAAAAAGUGAUGUCGAUGUUGUUCGUGGCCUGCGGGAGAAAUUGGACGGCUGGAAGGGCCAAGAUGAUUCGGGUGCUACGAUCGGUCAUGUCAGACUACUUGGGGUCAAGCAGGCGAAGGAGGGAAUGCGACGAGAAGAUGUCGGACAGUAUGCUGAAUGGGUAUGAGUUGGUCAAUUCUCCUACGAGAGUGACGGAAUCUGUACUUCAAUGCAGCGAUUGAGAUAGUACCGUACUCGUACUUUGGAAGCCGAUAAACCCGAGUUUGCUGGGCGCACGAGGGAACAAGCAUUUGGGGCGGGAGGAGGAGCCUCGGAGGUGUCCACUUCAUGCCUAGGGAC